GCAGUAACAGGAACUGAAGCAAAGUGCUGAAAAAUAUGUCUGGAGAGAUAGUGAAGACUCUUCUUCAGAACAGUUUAAUAUCACUCUCGAAUACACUCACAGACUGAGACAGUCCGCUGGAAAAUAAUUUAUCCACCAUGACUGUCAACUGAAGUCACGAUGAUUGGACUGAUAGUGCUGGGGCUUCUAUGGGGAGAGCUCUCUGCAGAAACUCAUUCUCUCCGGUAUUUUUUCACUGGUAUGACUCCGAUUCCCAAUUUCCCAGAGUUUGUGAUUGUUGGUUAUGUGGACGGGGUCCAGUUUGUUAUGUAUGACAGCAGUCGCAAGGAUUUAAUUCCCUGGGAACAGUGGAUGGUGGACAGCGAAGGACCUGAGGCCUGGAAGCGGAAACUUUCCCUCGCUAAGGACGGAGAAGAAAUUUUCAAAAGCAGUAUUCCGAUAUUUAUGUCACGGACCAACCAGACAGAGGGGAUCCACGUUUACCAGAUGAUGACUGGCUGUGACCUGAGGGAGGAUGGGACUGUGAGUGGGUUCAACCUCCGAGGAUGGAACGGGCAAGAUUUGAUCAGCUUCAAUAAGGACCACAAGGUGUGGGUGACCCCAGUCCCCUGGGCGGAAAGCAUCAAAAACAGAUGGGACCAGGAUGUGGUGAGUAAGCAGAAGUGGAAGCAUUACCUGGAGGUGGAGUGCAUCGAGUGGCUGAGGAAAUACCUGGAGUACGGUCAGAGGGAGCUGAGAGUCGUUCCCCCUGAUGUGUCCUUUGCCCGUCUGGGUGAUUCUAACUGGCUGUCCUGUCUCGUCACUGGGUUUUACCCACAAGCCAUUGAGGUGACUCUGUGGAGGGACGGAGUGUUGAUCGAUGAGUCCCUCUCCACUGGGAUCUUACCCAAUCACAACAGGACCUACCAGAUCCGGAAAUGGAUAGAGUUUGAUCCGGAGGAUCAGGCUGAAUAUUCCUGUCAGGUGGAGCACAGCGGACUGGAGGAGAAGCUGGUGGUGAUUUAUGUCCCAAAGUCUCACUCCCAGGUUCUUGUUACUGUCGGGAUUGUGUUCGGACUCCUGGGGAUCAUCUCUCUCGCUGUUGUGGCUGUUGUCAUUCACAAGAAGAAAGGGGGAAUGAAGAGCGGCUACAAUCCCACAAACACUUCUGAUGAAAGGACAUCCUCAGACAGUUCUGCCAUUUCCUGAGGAUCCUCUAAUCUCCUUGCUGGACACCAGGUUUCCAUUGCUGGAGCUGAUCUUCUAAUUUGUUCAUCCUCAGUUUCAGGAGUGAUUUGAAUUGUCAGUCUGGCUUAGUGAAAUGUUUACAUUUUGUUAAUAGUAGAUUAUUGAAAUCCCUCUGUGGCAGAUGUUGAAAUGUGAAUUCAGUCAAAUUUAAAAUGAAGAGACAGCUUAAUGGUGACCAUGUAACCAUUAUUGUUUGUUGUUAAAAGCCAUCUGGUUCACUAA
This is a messenger RNA of Hemiscyllium ocellatum (epaulette shark), 1449 nucleotides long. Its product is annotated as class I histocompatibility antigen, F10 alpha chain-like. Lineage: Eukaryota; Metazoa; Chordata; Chondrichthyes; Orectolobiformes; Hemiscylliidae. Gene Ontology annotation, biological process: immune response. The transcript is spliced from 8 exons. The record is from RefSeq and is a predicted model, not a curated record. Gene Ontology annotation, cellular component: external side of plasma membrane. Bases 160 to 1188 code for a protein of 342 amino acids.